Molecule: messenger RNA, 1718 nt
Organism: Penaeus monodon (black tiger shrimp)
Lineage: Eukaryota; Metazoa; Arthropoda; Malacostraca; Decapoda; Penaeidae
Source: RefSeq, a predicted model, not a curated record
UUCUGGGUCUGAAUAAAGACAAAAUCUCGAUGAGUAAAGCAGAGAACAUUUUGAGGCUGGUGUUAGAGGAAUUCAUUGGACGCUGUCUUUGCAACUAUAAACUUGAUGAUGCAGAAGCUACACCCUUCACUGAUUUCUUUGCUCCUGAACUUAAAGAUCCGGAGAAGAAGAAGGCAUUGCUGGACCAGUAUUACCAGGGUGUUGUUGGAGAGUUUGAAUUGUCCCAAGGUGAUCUUCUCGAAACAUUCUAUAGUCUUGAUGACUUGAGAGCUAGCAUCAAUAAGUUUGUUGCUCAGAAAAUGUCUUCAUUAUCUGAUCAAAUUCUGAAGGAAAUAAAGAUUCGGUUGGCCAUGGAAAAGAUUAAAAACCUAAGGAAUUUUGGGAGCUGUGGCGACAUUAUGUGGCCAUCCUUUAAAUGUUGGGCAGAUGAGAUGGGGAUGACAGAGGAAGCCAAAACUCUAGCCUUCAGCGAAAAGCAGAUUCAGGUGUAUGUGUACCAUGCUUUGAUGCACAGAAACUCCCGUGAACGACUCUCGGAAGAUCCCCCAACACAAGAAGCAGCCCUUGAGCUAAUCAGGAAGAAGAUUGCUCAGGAAAAUUCCCGCAAUCUCAGGUCUACUUUGACAAAGGAGACCGAGGAGUACACAGUGCAGAAGUGGCGAAAGAUAUACAUGGAAGCCCACAGCCCUUUGGUGAUGCCAAUGACACGGCAGGAAGUUGUGGAUUCUGCUCAAGCCAGGGGAGUUCAAGUUACAUUAGAAAACUUCAGUAACACAUACAGAUAUGAUGAGAGGCUGCUUCUAGUACGUAAUGCCUGUCAGAUCCCACGUUGCCCCCAUUUCCUGCAUCCCCACAGGAACUUCAACCAGCACCUGUCCAUUGAGCGAGAGAGACCCAACUUUCCUCACGCUCUGCACAUAGUAUCCUAUGAAUUUAAAGGCGGGGAUGUGGAGACUGUCGUAGAAAGGUUGGCCUCUGGAAAUUAUGCAGGAACAAAGAACCGACAUAAUCCACCUCCUCCAGAACCUGCAUCUCUCGCAAGCCUUAAAGAGGAAAUGACAGAAUUGCUUAGUAGAUAUGAAAAACUGUAGUCACAUUAUUAAUGUUAACUUAUUUCUGUUAUUUUUAAUAUCAAUGCUGUUAUGAUGAUGACAGAAUUUAUAAUUAUUGUGUUACAGCCAACUUCUGAACAAUCAGAAUUCCAAUGUGCAUCCUCUCUCCACAAUUGUUUCUAUAGUUUACAUGAAUCAUCAAACUCAUUAAGCAGCUGUGUAGAGAAAUAAAGCUUAGAAUACCAUAUUCACUCAGCUAAUCACGUCACAAAAUGCUUCUCCAGAUUGAAAGACUUCAGAGUAGGAGAAAUAGGUCACCAUUUGUUGUUAUGUUUCACAAAAUAUUUUUAAUGCUCAAAAGUUUUGAAACUAGAAGUGAGAAAUAAGUAAUAAGUAAUCCUUUCUUUUAUUUUUUUCCCUUUAUCAUAGAAGUUUGCUUAAACUUAUGGAACAAUCCUUUCUUGCUCUUAUAAAAAAGGAAGAAAAAAGAAUUGCAUAUUUAGUAACAAAAUCAUUCCAUUUUUUAAGUUACCCAUAUAUUUUUUAAUAUGAGGUACAUGGUUUAGCCAUUCCUUGAGAAUGUUAGCUAAUUGUUAAAUGAAAUUCAACAAGAAGGAAUACAUGGCCUCUAAUUUCUAACAUAUAAAAUAAAAAGAUAAAAAGUUG